Molecule: messenger RNA, 1947 nt
Organism: Ophidiomyces ophidiicola
Lineage: Eukaryota; Fungi; Ascomycota; Eurotiomycetes; Onygenales; Onygenaceae
Exons: 1
Coding region: 1-1947 (648 amino acids)
Biological process (GO): DNA double-strand break processing involved in repair via single-strand annealing; double-strand break repair via homologous recombination
Cellular component (GO): site of double-strand break
Molecular function (GO): damaged DNA binding; double-strand/single-strand DNA junction binding; Y-form DNA binding
Source: RefSeq, a predicted model, not a curated record
AUGGCGUCGUAUCAAAAGCUGUCCGACCUGGUUGACGACUUCGCCCAUGAUUGCAAACGCCAUAUACAACUACAACAAGACAGAAUUACAGAGCUAGAAAUCGACCUCGAACUGGAAAGAAAUCGCGUAGCUCAGGCGACAUCAGCGGUUGCAGUACUGAAAGAAGAAAAUACUGCUUUACAAAAUCAAGUCGAGGCCUUACGCAGAGACAAUGCAGCCGAAUUGAAGCAUGAGGACCUCCUUGAAAUUAUGCAAAACGCAAAACCGGGGAACUUUCAUACCAGUGACGAAGUUGGGUGCAAGAACUGUGAUCGGUUGCUCGCAUUUGAUAGUAGGUAUCGCGAGUUGUAUAGAAGCUUCUCUAUAGCCAUUAAAACUGUGUCUUCCGCCCGCAUCAGACUGCAAGAAAUGCAGGAGAGGGUUGACCAUUGGAAGCUGUUUUUCAACCAGUCAUCCUUUGAAGUUGAUGUUGAUGGGGAACUCAUUGCUUUCCAGCGGGUCGGAGCUUAUCCUGCCCCCGCAGUGCAAAGUGAGGCGACAGGAAGCCGGGAAUCGGCAAAUCUGCCCACGCCAAACCACGCUUCGGACGAAGCAAAUAUCGAUACCCAGCUACCUUCUGAUGACCCAGAACUCAUUUCAACGCAAUCCCAAGACCCGGCCUAUGAGACCAAUGACAAUCACCCUUCACUUGUCCCCUCCUUGGGUAGCCCAGUAUUCAUGUCUGCCAGACCAGUGAGAAGGAGAGACAUAAUCCAGAAUACAUCGGCACAAGCAACUCGCAAUCUGGUUGAGACCGGAAGUUUCAUGAGGCCUGUGACGGUAAAAAGCGAGCCGUCUUCAGAGAAUUCAAAUCACGCUGAAGUCAAUAUGGGCCGGGAUUUGAAUACUGAGGGAAGACAAGGGCUUCCUGAAAGGGUGGAGGCAAUCUCUGGGAAUUCUGUGGAGAAGGCUGCCGCACCGUAUAUGGCUCCCAUUGGCUCUGUGUUUCAUACCGGGGGCAUGCGUCCUGUGUCGCCUAGAGGGAAGCGACGGCAGCCUCUGCGCGAUAUUGACCGCAAUAUUCCCCCUUCACCGCAACGUGAACUAGCAAAUGGAAAACGAAGAAAGUUUGCUUCACGUGGCGCCGUUUCCGUGCCUUCAGUUGCCGAGGACGGCGAAGAGGAAAAUUAUGGGACUCGACGGCUGAAUCGAGCAGUAGAGGAUCAGGAAUUAUCUUCCCACAGGCAGCAGAAGGGUGCCCAAGGCCUCCGUAUCUUAGAUCUCCUCGAUACGCCUCCACCUCCACGGCCUGUUUUACUAACAACCCCUCGCCGUGCCGGUUUUCAGGCAUCUACUCCGGCUGGAAUCUCUGCGAGGAAGAAUCUUCGACGAAGCAUUGAUGCCAAUAACUCCAUAGAUGGCGGGCCACGCCGGGGCUCCCUCCGUUCCCGCCCAUUGCGAGCACUAGGCCUUGAACACUUCAAAUUGAACCCAGAAAGAAACCAUGGCCUGGAUUACGCGUAUGAUGAGGUAGUCCGGGAUAAAAGCGCCAGAAAGUGCCUUCCUGGCUGUCUUGCACAAUCAUACUGUGGGCCGACAUUCCGCGCCAUGGCGCGCAGUGAAAUUCCAAAAAAUGUCACAUUUGAUACGCUCACACAGGAAUAUCGCCAGCUGUUGGAAGAAUACCAUGGCGUGGAAAAGAGCAAACUUCAGUCUCUCCCAGACGAUAGGAUAUACAACCUUCUCGUUGAAGCGAAAGCAUGGGAGUUUUCAAAUAGAUUUGGGCGACACAGGCACGCUCACGCACGGGAGUCAUCCCCGCCUGGUUUUUGGCGUACCGACAUGCCUACCACUCAAGAAGAGGAGGCCGAUCGGCAAAGGGCCUUGGAGUUGGAGCAGGAGAAGGUGUAUGAGCGGUAUCAGCAGGCACUGCGGGGAGAUGGCGUUUGGAGAUUCGCAGAUGAAUGA